Penicillium alfredii is the source of this 1287-nucleotide messenger RNA. RefSeq lists its product as uncharacterized. The transcript has 6 exons. The coding region runs from base 1 to 1287 and encodes 428 amino acids. Gene Ontology annotation, molecular function: phosphotransferase activity, for other substituted phosphate groups. The record is from RefSeq and is a predicted model, not a curated record. NCBI's taxonomy places the organism in Eukaryota, Fungi, Ascomycota, Eurotiomycetes, Eurotiales, Aspergillaceae. Gene Ontology annotation, biological process: phospholipid biosynthetic process. Gene Ontology annotation, cellular component: membrane.
AUGAGCGCAAUUCUACGCCGGAUCCAAGAGAUCCAAGAGUCCCUUUCGGACGAUGCUCUCCUCCCCCUCAAAUCUUACAAGUACUCGAGCGUCGACAAGUCGUUCAUCUCGCAGUACAUCCUGAGACAUUAUUGGAAUGCCUUUGUCGAACUCCUGCCCAUGUGGAUGGCCCCGAACAUGGUUACCCUGCUAGGGUUCCUGUUCAUCGUGGCUAAUGUGUUCUUCAUUGUACUGUUCAUGCCAGAUCUGGAAGGACCGGGUCCUACUUGGCUUUACUUCAGUUUUGCUCUGGGCAUGUGGAUGUAUUCCACUUUGGACAAUGUGGACGGCAAACAGGCCCGUCGAACGGGAACCUCUAGUGGUCUUGGAGAGCUUUUUGAUCAUGGAAUCGACUCGUUGAACUGCGCCCUUGCCAGUCUUCUGGAGACUGCGGCCAUGGGCUUUGGUGCGACACAGCUCGGUGCGUACACUGCGCUGGUGCCCUGUCUCGCCAUGUACUUUUCUACUUGGGAAACCUUCCACACGCACACCCUGUACUUGGGCUACUUCAACGGCCCGACCGAAGGCCUUCUCAUCGCCAUUUCCAUCAUGAUCGCCUCGGGCAUCUGGGGACCGGAUAUUUGGGCUCGCCCCAUCAUUGAGCUGGUGAACUUGCCCCAGAUCUUCGGUAACGCCUCGGUGAAAGAUCUUUGGCUGCCGAUUCUCCUGGGCGGGUUCUUCCUCGCUCAUCUCCCGGGCUGUGUCUACAACGUCGUUGUUGCCCGCCGCAAGCAGGGUCUGCCGUUCACCCCGCUUCUCAAGGAAUGGGUGCCCAUGAUCGCCUUCACCAUCCUCAACGUUGCUUGGCUGUUCUCGCCCUACUCGUCAAUCCUGAAGAAUAACCAUCUGAUCCUGUACUGCUGGACCAUCUCUUUCGUUUUUGGCCGCAUGACCACCAUGAUCAUCCUGGCCCACCUGUUGAAGCAACCCUUCCCCUACUGGACCAUUCUGCAGUUCCCGCUUGUUGGAGGUGUUGUGCUGGCGAACCUGCCUCGAAUUGGCCUUCCACAGGUCAGCGCCUGGUUGGAGCUCAUCUACCUGUGGGUCUACUUCUUCUUUGCCUUGGUGGUCUACUCGCACUGGGCUGUUCUGGUCAUCAACCGCAUCACCACCUUCCUGGGUAUCAACUGCCUCACCAUCCGCAAGGACCGGGGGGCGGAUCGCGACCGAGCCUACCGCGAAUUCGGUGAAGACACCGAACUCACCGAGCCUAUGAACGGCGAAUUCGACCCUACGAAGGACCAUUAA